UUUUUUAAAUACAUGCAUAAUGAUUAGCCAUUCGCCCAUUAGUAGAUUAAGUGAUGACUGUUUAGAACUUAUAUUUCAAGCUUGUGAAGGUUGUCCUUGGACCUUACGUACAAUAUCAGAAGUUUGUCGUAAAUGGUAUGCCAUUGUACAGCGUCCAUCAGUUUUACGUGUACUACAACUCCAUAAUUCAACAAACUUUCAUGCUGCUUAUACCCGUCUUUUAACAUCAAAUUAUAAGAUUCCUUGGCUGAAGGCUGUAAGGAUAUUAAUAGUAUCAAAAUCAGCAGAAAGCAGGCAUGCUCAUUUAAGAUCAUUUCCUUUAAAAGUCUUUUCACAUAUCACUACUCUACAGACAUCAAAUCUUUGUUUAGCUGAAAUUAAGCAUUUAUUUCAACACAUCUUUCUCAGAGUAGAAUCUGGGCUCCGUUUUUUAAUAUGCAAAAAUAUAGAAACUUGGUGUGACACAGUACGCUUUGAUUUUGAAUUAAUUAAAAGACAUCCACAUUUACAACAAGUUCAGUUUAGUUUCAUGGAAGAUGGUCAUUCUGGUUUUGCUUCAAUUCAUAACACACUCUCUUUAUCGACCUCUAUGGGAACUAUUAAACCUGUUAUUCGAUCCUUUACUUUAGUUAAUAUUCGAGAUGCAGAAUACUUUGAACAACGUAAUUUGUUAGCUAUUAUGGAAGAAGUUGAAAAUGAUCAAGAAGAAAUUUAUGCAGAACAAGAUCUCGAACAACAUGAGGGUAAAAAAAAUUUAUUAAUGGAAGGCUGGCGUGAUUUAGAACAAUCACUUGUUCGAAAAUACAGCUUUUUUGCAAGCUUGAAUCAUUUAGAACAUCUUGAAUUUGGCUUUUGUUAUGCUUGGACACCAAAAAUCUGGAGAAAUAUAUUAGGAAAAAUAUUCUCUCAGAGUCCUCAAUUAAAGUCGCUUACUUUAUACGGUUGGGACCAGCUAGGGAAAUUAGAAAAAAUAGGUAGUAAAAGUUCAACUAUUCAGCCUACCCGAGUAGCUGCAGAAUCGGCUAUUGCAGAAUGUUUUGAGCUAUUGCCUAAUUUGAUUUCUUUAAAACUGAUUGACUUUAGUAUUGGUCCUGGAUUACUUAGAGCAGCUAAACAUAUAGCACAUUCACUUCGACAUCUUGACAUCGUAUUCGGAAAAAAUUUUCUUCGACAUAUAAAUGAGCCUGCAGGUGUUUGGUUAUUGUUAGGCCCUUUGAAAGAAUUUAUUACUUAUGCAUUCUCAAAAAAGUUACCCACAAUAGGUAGCAGCGAAGAAAAAACAAUUCGUAUUUAUUUACAUCCAAUUCUAUUUGAUGAAGUUGAAAGUGCUCCAUUUUUUUCGGAAUCACCUUUACUAAAAUCAAUACAAGAAAGUAUAAAUGAUCCAACUGUAAAAAUUGAAUUAAUAGAAAAUUAUCAUGCUUAAAAUAUAUAACCAUUGAGCACAAGCAGAAUAAAC
Molecule: messenger RNA, 1459 nt
Organism: Cokeromyces recurvatus
Lineage: Eukaryota; Fungi; Mucoromycota; Mucoromycetes; Mucorales; Mucoraceae
Exons: 2
Coding region: 20-1426 (468 amino acids)
Molecular function (GO): protein binding
Source: RefSeq, a predicted model, not a curated record